AGGUAUCUGUAGCUUCUCAGAAGUGUAAGCGUGUCUCCCCAGCAAUAUAUUUGUCCGGUAUCAAAGAUGGCUUAUUUAACAAACAACCCCGCUGAUGAAAACAGGUACUUGUGUAUAUAUCCAGCUUAUAUUAACAGUAAAAAGACAUUAGCAGAGGGUCGAAGAAUACCAGUUGAGAAGGCUGUGGAAAACCCUUCCUGUGCUGAAAUCAAGGAUGUUCUAACUGCAGCAGGAAUGAAUGUCAGAUUUGAGAACAAACUGUAUCCAAGGGAAUGGAACAGAGAUGUACAGUUCAGAGGAAGAGUGCGAGUUCAAAUCAAACAAGAGGAUGGAAGUUUGUGUCAGGAGAAAUUUAUCUCUAAAAAAGAUGUUAUGUUCUAUGUGGCUGAGAUGAUUCCAAAGUUAAAGACAAGAACACAGAAAAGUGGAGGAAGUGACACAGGAGCGCAACAAGGAGAAGGAGGGAAGAAAGGAAAGAAGAAGAAGAAGUAGCUGUAUGCGCCUGAAAAUACUCUAUUCAUACAAACUUGAACAAUGAUCUUUACAGUUGUUUAGGAUUCUCUUGCAUGUCUUGUCAAUACAGAAAAGUACACCAGGCCUUAACAGUUCUGUUUGUCACUUGUUUGUGGACAUUAUCAAUUUUCAUCAUAAACAAAAUCCAAGCAGGAACAGAUUUUAAAACUCUACACUUCUGAUGUUUGUAUUGUUUUAGUUAUAUUACAGUAUCAAGCGUGUUUCAAAUGAAAGCAAAUAUUAAGCUUUUUGUUGAUGUAACAAUUGGAAACAGUUAAGCUGUGGUUGUCUGUCAGAAAUUAUAGGCUUUUAAUUGAAUAAUUCAAUGAAUAUUUGUCCUUUUCAGCAACAAAUAAAAACGAAAUGCAUCAGC
This is a messenger RNA of Ictalurus punctatus (channel catfish), 886 nucleotides long. It is a transcript of the gene srp19, whose product is annotated as signal recognition particle 19. Gene Ontology annotation, molecular function: 7S RNA binding. Gene Ontology annotation, cellular component: signal recognition particle, endoplasmic reticulum targeting. Gene Ontology annotation, biological process: SRP-dependent cotranslational protein targeting to membrane, signal sequence recognition; SRP-dependent cotranslational protein targeting to membrane. Lineage: Eukaryota; Metazoa; Chordata; Actinopteri; Siluriformes; Ictaluridae. The record is from RefSeq and is marked provisional.